Molecule: messenger RNA, 2370 nt
Organism: Penicillium alfredii
Lineage: Eukaryota; Fungi; Ascomycota; Eurotiomycetes; Eurotiales; Aspergillaceae
Gene: optB
Product: small oligopeptide transporter, OPT family
Exons: 2
Coding region: 1-2370 (789 amino acids)
Biological process (GO): transmembrane transport
Molecular function (GO): oligopeptide transmembrane transporter activity
Source: RefSeq, a predicted model, not a curated record
AUGGAGAAGGUUGAGCCUAAAGUCGCCGUCACCACCGGUGCCAUGGCCGAUGAAACUGCACCCGAUGAUGCGCUUGCCCAGCUGCGCAACCUGAAGGCGCAUCACCACUGGGAUCCCAACAUGCCCGUGGAUAUCAUCGACGAGGUUGAUGAGGCACUGCACACGUCCGACAAGGGCGCCCAGAUCGAGAUUGCCCAUGAGCUACUGGACAACUCCCCAUACCCCGAGGUGCGCGCAGCCGUCCCCAACGUCGACGAGGGUGGCCACAGCAACACCAUCCGCGCCUGGACCAUUGGUUUGAUCUUCUCGACCAUUGGCUCGGCGCUGAACAUGCUGUUUUCCAUGCGUCAGCCCUACAUUGUUAUCCCGUCCUACAUUGCCCAGGUUGUCGCCUAUCCCGUGGGGAAAGCCUGGGAGAAGCUGAUGCCCAACAAGGUCUUCCGCAUCGGGGGCUUGGAGUUCAAUCUCAAUCCGAGUCCGUUCAGCAAGAAGGAGCAUGCUAUCGUGGUCAUCAUGGCCAAUGCCACUUUCGGUGGUGGUGCGGCCUAUGCGACAGACGUCUUAUUAGCCCAGCGUGCCUUCUACGGUCAACACUUUGGCUGGGCAUUCGAAAUCUUCAUGUGUAUCUCCACACAGAUGUUGGGCUUCGGCAUGGCCGGUUUCUUCACGCGUUUCCUGGUCACACCGGCUGCUAUGAUUUGGCCGUCGACCCUGAUCAACACUGCCUUGUUCUCUGCACUGCAUGACCACUCGAAACCCGACCCCCGCAAGGUGUCUGGAUGGACUAUCGGCCGAUACCGUCUGUUCCUGUACGCCAUGAUCGGCUCGUUCUGCUGGUACUGGUUCCCGGGCUACAUUGCACCUUUCCUCAGUGUGUUUGCUUGGGUCACCUGGAUCAAGCCUAGCAACGUCGUCAUCAACCAGCUGUUUGGCGGAUGGAGUGGACUGUCGCUGAUCCCCAUGACUUUUGACUGGACUCAGAUCUCUGGUUUCAACUUCAGUCCGUUGAUCGCACCCUGGUACGCAAUCGCCAACACCCUCAUUGGUAUGGUGGUCUUCUUUUGGAUUGUCACUCCGGCCAUUCAUUACUCGGGCUUGUUCUUCUUCAAAUACCUGCCGAUGAGCGACUCAAACAGUUAUGACAAUACCGCCACGGUGUACAAUGUGACGAAGAUUCUCACUCCGGACUACAUCUUUGACGCCGAGAAGUACCGAAACUACUCGCCGUUGUUCUUGUCCACCACUUUCAUGCUCAGUUACGGUCUUUCAUUUGCCAGUAUCAUUGCCGUGCUUGUUAAUACGGCACUAUUCCAUGGCCCGGGCAUCUGGGCCCGGUUCCGCCGUAUUGGCCAAGAGGGCGAGGAUAUUCAUGGCCGCCUCAUGUCUCGCUUCAAGACCGUGCCACUGUGGUGGUACGCCACAGUGUUCCUGAUCAUGGCCGCAAUGGGCCUCGGGGUGGUGCUCGGAUUCCCCACGCAUCUAAGCUGGUGGUCCUUCUUCAUCGCCCUGAUUAUGGCUGCUGUGUGGUUUAUUCCUCUCGGAAUUGUCAAAGCGUCCACCAACAUCGACAUUGGCCUCAAUGUCAUCACCGAAUUUGUAAUUGGGUACAUGCAGCCGGGUCGACCGAUGGCCAUGAUGCUUUUCAAGACGUACGGCUACAUCAGUAUGUACCAGGGCAUGUACUUCUCGCAGGACUUGAAACUUGGUCACUACAUGAAGAUCCCCCCACGGGUAACCUUCGCCGCGCAGAUGGUCGCCGGGCUAUGGUCGUCACUAGUCCAGAUAGGAGUGCUGAACUGGGCGCUGGGGGCUAUCAAGGAUGUCUGCUCACAACACCAACCCAACCAUUACAGCUGCCCAAAUGGCCGGGUUUUCUUCAACGCUUCUGUGAUAUGGGGUGUGAUUGGGCCAAAGAGAAUGUUUUCCAUCGGGGAAUUGUACUCGCCAUUGAUGUUCUUCUGGAUUGCCGGCGCGCUCUUCCCUGUUGUGAUCUAUUUCGGGGCCCGGGCAUUCCCAUGCAGUCCCAUCCGAUAUCUCAGCGCGCCACUGAUCUUCGGCGGAGCGGGUCUCAUUCCCCCGGCCACACCACUGAACUAUCUCAGCUGGGGUCUCGUCGGAUUCAUCUUCAAUAGGUUGAUCCGCAACCGCUGGCGCGGAUGGUGGAUGCAGUACAACUAUGUCCUGUCCGCCGGACUGGACGUCGGUCUCGCUCUUUGCACCAUCCUCAUCUUCCUCGCGCUCAACCUGACCGGCAAAUCGUUCCCAGAAUGGUGGGGCACACGCAUUGCCACCAACACUAUGGAUGUCGCGGACACGGCCAUUCAGUUGAAGCUCGCCGAGGGUGAGACGUUCGGCCCUAGCAGCUGGUGA